Messenger RNA from Mus caroli (Ryukyu mouse), 2982 nucleotides. NCBI's taxonomy places the organism in Eukaryota, Metazoa, Chordata, Mammalia, Rodentia, Muridae. The record is from RefSeq and is a predicted model, not a curated record.
AGGAGCAGGAUGGCGGCGCUGGACAGUGACAGCGACGAGGAUCUGAUCAGCUAUGGAACGGGCCUGGAGCCUCUGGAGGAAGGUGCGGGUCCGAUGGCCGGUGGUGUCUGGAGGGCGCAGACUGAGAGUCCAGCACGAUGGACACCCUCUACCUUUGUAUCUUCAAGACAGAACAGGGCUGACAAAUCUGCUCUUGGACCUGAAGAUUUUAUGGACGAAGAGGAUCUUAGUGAAUUCGGGAUAGCACCUAAAGCAAUUGUUACCACGGAUGAUUUUGCUUCCAAAACCAAAGACAGAAUCCGGGAGAAGGCCAGGCAGCUGGCCGCUGCUGCAGCCCCUAUUCCUGGCGCCACGCUGCUUGAUGACCUCAUCACACCAGCAAAAUUGUCUGUGGGCUUUGAAUUGUUAAGAAAAAUGGGUUGGAAGGAAGGGCAAGGAGUCGGCCCUCGGGUGAAGAGAAAGGCGCGCAGACAGAAACCGGAUCCUGGUGUGAAGAUCUAUGGCUGUGCAUUGCCGCCUGGAGGCUCUGAAGAGUCUGAGGAUGAAGAUGAUGACUACCUGCCUGACAAUGUGACUUUUGCUCCUAAAGACGUCAUGCCUGUGGAUUUUACACCUAAAGAUAAUGUACAUGGGUUGGCCUACAAGGGCCUGGACCCCCACCAAGCAUUGUUUGGAAUGCCAGGAGAACACCUGAAUCUUUUUGGUGGCGCAUCUGAGGGGACCAGCCAUCUUCUUGGAGAUGUUGGACUGAGUAAAGGAAGAAAACUGGGCAUUUCUGGCCAGGCUUUUGGUGUAGGUGCCCUGGAAGAGGAAGAUGAUGACAUCUAUGCCACAGAAACUCUAUCCAAGUAUGACACUGUGCUGAAGGACGAGGAGCCUGGAGAUGGCCUCUAUGGCUGGACAGCUCCCAAACAAUACAAAAAUCAGAAAGAACCCGAGAGAGAUCUUCGAUAUGUUGGCAAAAUUUUGGAAGGAUUUUCCUUGGCUUCUAAACCUUUAUCUUCAAAGAAAAUUUACCCGCCCCCUCAGUUGCCCAGAGACUACCGACCGGUGCAUUAUUUCAGACCUGUAGUCGCCGCAACAGCCGAGAAUGCUCACGUACUUCAGGUGUUAUCGGAGUCAUCUGGGAAAGCAGGGCAGGAUGUGGGGACGCACAGUAGGCAUCAACUCAAUGCCUCCAAGCGGGGGGAGUUGCUAGGAGAGAUGCCUGUUCAAGGGUCAGCUACUUCAGUGUUGGAGUUUCUGUCUCAAAAAGACAAAGAGAGAAUUAAAGAAGUGAAGCAGGCAACUGACCUGAAAGCCGCCCAAGCCAAGGCCAGGAGUCUGGCCCAGAGUGCUUCAAGCAGCAGAGCGCAGGCGUCCACACCAGACCUGGGGCACAGCUCAUGGCACCUGGCCCUGGGCGGAGGGACAGUCACCACAAGAGCCAACAACUUCAAGCCUUUUGCCAAAGAUCCAGAAAAGCAGAGACGAUACGAAGAGUUCUUAGUACACAUGAAGAAGGGCCAGAAAGAUGCUCUGGAACGAUGCCUGGACCCCAGCAUGACCGAGUGGGAGCGAAGCCGAGAGCGGGAAGAGUUUGCCCGGGCAGCCCAGCUCUAUGUGUCCUCCAACUCCACCCUGUCCUCCAGGUUCACUCACGCCAAGGAGGAGGAAGAUUCAGAUCAGGUCGAAGUUCCUAGGGACCAAGAGAACGAUGUCAGUGACAAGCAGUCGGCUGUGAAGAUGAAGAUGUUUGGGAAGCUCACCCGAGACACGUUUGAGUGGCACCCCGACAAGCUUCUGUGCAAGAGGUUUAACGUCCCUGACCCUUAUCCAGGCUCAACUUUAGUUGGCUUACCCAGAGUGAAGAGGGAUAAAUACUCAGUGUUCAACUUCCUGACGCUCCCAGAGCCUGCCCCUCUGCCCACGGCUCCAGUACCAAGUGAAAAAGCCCCGCAGCAACGGGGUCCAGACAAAUCCAGGAAACCAUCACGAUGGGACACAUCCAAACAGGAGAAGAAAGAGGAUUCCAUUAGCGAGUUUUUAAGUCAAGCUAGAUCAAAAGUUGGACCUCCAAAACAAGAAUCCAGUGCCUUAGGAAGCAAAGAGGAACAGGCCCCAGAGCCACGCCCAGACAUGACUGUAGACAAAGCUGUGGAUGCACAGACGGAUGGGGAAGGUAGCCGCCCUUCCAUGGAUUUAUUCAAAGCCAUCUUCGCCAGUUCCUCUGAUGAAAAGUCCUCAUCUUCGGAGGAGGAACAAGAUGAUAGUGAGGACAGUCAAGAGCACACUGAGGAGGCCAGCCUUAAAGGCUCCCAGGAGGUUGCUGCUGGGGAGACCUCUGUGGUUCUUGCUGCUGAGCCGGAGCCGGAGCCGGAGCCUUGUGAGCCUGCAACCCCCUUCCCCAUCCAAAAGGUACAGAUUGACGAACGGGAAGAGUUCGGGCCUCGGCUGCCUCCUGUCUUCUGCCCCAGUGAGAAGGAAGGAAGGAAGGAAGGAAGGAAGGAAGAAAGAAAGAAAGAAAGAAAGAAAGAAAGAAAGAAAGAAAGAAAGAAAGAAAGAAAGAGGAAAGAGAAGAAAAAGAAACAUAAGAAACACAAACACAAAAGUAAGCAAAAGAAUAAGAAAUCGGAAAAAAAUAGCAGUUCUGAGAGCACAGACAGCAGUGACAGCGGGAGCGAUGCCGGAGGGCCUGCAGAGCUGUCCCCUCAGGAGCUGCUGAGAAGACUGAAGUGUCUCCCCCUAAGAAGGCAGUAAUGGAGCCCUGCCCUGGCCUGCUCAGUCUGGAGAUUUCUCCAUGAUGCACGUCCAUUGAUUUCCCAGUUCAUCAUUGUACAGAUUGUAUUUAUAUGUAAAUUCCUUCUGUAAAAUAAUUUUUUAAACCUUGACAUUUCAAAGGCUGUCCUGAAAGGUUGCAGAAAUUGAUUUCUAUUUUGAACUUCAGUCCGUGUUAGAAGGAUAAAAGACUGAACAGUUUAAUUAAAGUGGCUUUUAACAAAA